This is a messenger RNA of Arctia plantaginis, 573 nucleotides long. NCBI's taxonomy places the organism in Eukaryota, Metazoa, Arthropoda, Insecta, Lepidoptera, Erebidae. The record is from the annotation of a GenBank genome assembly.
AUGACUACAAGUGACAAGCGUAAAGUGUACAAAUGUGAUCAUGUUAAAUCCAAUGAAAAAGAUCCUCUUCGUCAAAAUGAUUGUGUUAUAAUAGAAAAAGAUGAACCAAGUUUUAAAGAGAAAGUCUAUGAUGUCUUUGCAAAUAUCACUGUGGAACCAUGUGUAUUUUUAUUGUACAAUGAACAGGGAUAUCGUCACUUAAUCCGCACUUUCUUCAAGAUUUCAAAUGUGAGGGAUACAGUGAGUGUAGUUUUGAAAGACGCUCCAAAUAAUAGACGAUUACGACUGUGUAUUCUCUUAAUUGCAGCCAGUGUAUUAAUUGGACCAAUGUAUGGUAAACUAAGUUCCUUAGUUGGACUGGUUGAGAAUCUGGUGCCUUUAAUAUAUAUACCGCUGUAUCUGGGAGUGUAUUCAGCUACAAUGGAAGUUUUACCUGGAGCAGUGUACUUGUUAGGAUCUAUUCUGAUGCUUCCUGCUGUUGUAGUGCUCUUCUGUCUAUUCUACGAGCACAGGAAGAAAUUAAGAAAAUUAAAAUCUAGUCAAAUAAAUUACACAGAGGCAGGAUUAGAAUGA